AUGAAGUUCAUGAAGAUUGGGACAAAGCCUGACACUUCCUACACUCAAGAUUCCUCAAGGUUGUUCCGCCAUCUCACUGCCUCUAACCACCCUCCAAAUCCCAUCUCUCUGAUAAAAAUAUAUUUACACUGCAGGAUUUUGGUAACAGAUACACCCAACGAUCUCAUUAUAAAAAUCAACAACAUCAGUUAUCAUCUCCACAGAUCUUCUCUUGUUCCAAAAUGUGGCCUGUUAAAUAGGCUUUGCACUGAUCCAGAGGAGUCUGAUAGUGUUACAGUAGAAUUGAAUGACAUACCUGGAGGAGCCAAUGCUUUUGAACUGUGUGCUAAGUUCUGCUAUGGUAUCACCAUCAACCUUGGUGCUCAUAACCUUGUGGAUGCACUCUGUGCCUCCAAGUUUCUUCAGAUGUCUGAUUCUGUUGAAAAGGGUAACCUGUAUCCAAAGCUUGAAUCCUUUUUCCACUCAUGCGUUCUCCAUGGUUGGAAAGACUCCAUAGUCGCUUUGCAGUCCACUGCUAAAUUGCCUGAAUGGUGUGAGAAUCUUGGAAUCAUCAGAAAGUGUAUAGACUCAAUUGUGGAGAAGAUCCUCACUCCCACCUCAGAGGUCUCUUGGUCUCAUACAUACACCAGACCAGGCUACAAAAAGAGACAGAACCACUCAGUUCCAAGAGACUGGUGGACGGAGGAUAUAUCAGAGCUUGACUUGGACUUAUUCCGCUGUGUUAUCACAGCAGCCAGGUCAAGUUCCACGCUGGUCCCUCAGCUCAUAGGCGAAGCUUUGCAUGUAUAUACCUGCCGUUGGUUACCAUACUUCAAAACAAACAGCCAUUCAAGUUUCACCGCUAAAGAAACCGAAGCAACGCUGGAAAAGCAUCGCCGUGUUGUUAACACGGUUGUGAACAUGAUACCUGCAGAUAAAGGGUCUGUCUCAGAAGGUUUCUUGCUGAGACUUGUUAGCAUAGCGAGUUACGUGGGAGCUUCUAUCACUACAAAGACUGAGUUGAUUAGAAAAGCUGGUCUGCAACUUGAUGAGGCAACUCUUGCAGACCUCUUGUUGCCUUCACAGUCAUUAUCCCCUCAUCUCCAGAGAUAUGAUACUGACUUGGUUUCUGCAGUUCUUGAGAGUUUUCUAACGCUCUGGAGAAGACAGUCUUCUAGUAACAGUCAGUUGCUACAUUCACUUAAGAAGGUGGCAAAGCUUAUAGACUCUUAUCUUCAGGCAGUCUCACAAGAUGUGGAUAUGCCAGUUUCGAAAUUUGUCUCUCUUGCUGAGGCAGUGCCUGAUAUUGCACGGGAGAGCCAUGACAGACUUUACAAAGCAAUCAACAUGUAUCUCAAGGUGCAUCCGGAGAUAAGCAAAGAAGAGAAAAAAAGAAUAUGCAGAAGUCUUGACUGCCAGAAACUUUCUGCAGAGGUACGUGCACACGCUGUGAAAAACGAGAGGAUGCCAUUAAGAACGGUCGUCCAGGCCAUCUUCUUCGACCAAGAGAGCAGUUCCAAGGAAGCUAGCCAAGUUCUCGUCUCAAGAGGUAAAGAGAUCCCCAUGAAUGAACACAACAUGAUGCAAAAGCUUCACCUAGGUUCAGCUGAAACAGCUUCUUCUAUAGGGAAAGCUACAAGUAUACGUGAGGGAGGAGGCAAAACAAGAGAGGAGAAAAUCAGUUCUGGUACAGACCCCAGGAAGCUUGUGAGGCAAGGAACAGGAUCAGAGCAUAAGCGUCAUGCAAGUAGAGACAGGUAGUGGACUAAACGUGUUAAGCCAAAUUCAGUCUCUUGCUUUGUAUUCACCAGAGUUUUGCUUCUUCAAUUUUUUUUCUUUCUAUGAAGAACUGAUGACAAUUGUAGAUGGUCAAGUGACAAUAUAAUGUAUUGAUACAGUGCAGAGCUUAAGCUCUUGCUCAACCAUUCUUCUUGAGCUCAUGGUCUGUUUAGUAUGGUGUGUUGGAUUAAGCAA
Molecule: messenger RNA, 1953 nt
Organism: Eruca vesicaria subsp. sativa (arugula)
Lineage: Eukaryota; Viridiplantae; Streptophyta; Magnoliopsida; Brassicales; Brassicaceae
Source: the annotation of a GenBank genome assembly